UUUGUGCAAUGCAACAAAUACAAUACCGAGGAGGAGAAGAAGAAGCUCGAGCAAUGGCGGAGCACGUGCUGCCCACGAGCAACGAGCUUUCGCUGGCCCACAUGGACACUUACUUCGGGUUCACAAACUACGAGGAAAACGACGGCUCUGGCAACGAAUUUGUCUUCGAGAUCGACCGCAGUUUACUCAUUGACCCACGCGGAAUAACAUAUGGCCGUGAGAUCGGUGAAGGGCCUCACUCCAUUGUCUAUGAAGGAUUGUACAAAUCGAAGGUCGUAGCUGUAAAGGUUAUUCAGCCGAGCAGAACAUCAGAUGUAAGUCCUGAGUCUAAGGAAAAAUUUCAGAGAGAGGUUACCUUGCUAUCAAGGGUGAAACAUGAAAAUGUUGUGAAGUUUAUUGGGGCCUCUGUGGAACCGUCUAUGGUAAUAAUUACUGAGCUUAUGAGGGGUGGUACUCUUCACAAGUACUUACUGAGCAACCGUCCAAACACUCUUGAUCUGAAGCUUUCUAUAAGUUUUGCACUGGAUAUCUCGCGAGCGAUGGAAUACUUGCAUGCAAAUAGCAUCAUCCACCGUGAUCUGAAGCCAAGCAAUCUUCUUCUCACCGAGGACAAGAAACAAAUUAAGCUGGCUGACUUUGGGCUAGCUAGAGUGGAGAUAUCAGGCAAAAUGACUAUUGAGGCUGGUACCUUUAGAUGGAUGGCUCCUGAGUUAUUCAGCCUAGACCCUCUUCCAAGUGGAGCAAAGAAGCACUAUGAUCACAAGGUGGAUGUAUACAGCUUCUCAAUAGUUCUCUGGGAGUUGCUCACAAACAAAACUCCAUUCAAGGGAAGGAAUAACGUGAUGGUUGCAUAUGCGACAGCAAAUAAUGAAAGGCCUAGCGUACAGGACGUUCCGAAAGCUCUUGUCCCCUUCUUAGAGUCCUGUUGGGCAGAAGACCCAAAAUGCCGACCGGAAUUCAUGGAAAUCACAGACUUCCUCCACAGCUUUUGCUCGACGCUAACCAAGCCUCCCAACGCGGUUGAGAUUGAAGAUCGCAAGAGCAACAAGAAGGUAGAGUCUGCAAGCACUGGCCAUUUGAUAAAGAAGUAUGAAGAAAAGGGCAAUAAGCGAAAGAGUUUGUUGCCUAGCCUUUUCCAUUGCUUUGAAGAUUGCUUUUCUGAUUGACUGAAUGGCGUGAUGAAUCCUGUGCUGGGUUUUUGUAAGGUCUGAGGGACUCAGCUCAGGGUUGGAAUGGAUGUACAUGGUUGAUUAUAUCUGUCUCCUUUGUAUUGUACACCUUCAAAGCCAGAUGGAUUCUCAACAGAAUUGCCAUUUUGGUUCGAACAUUGUACAGAACUCAGGACACAAAGAGAAAUAGGAAAUCAAUGAAAAAGGGAAGAAAUCUGAAGA
Molecule: messenger RNA, 1391 nt
Organism: Corylus avellana
Lineage: Eukaryota; Viridiplantae; Streptophyta; Magnoliopsida; Fagales; Betulaceae
Product: serine/threonine-protein kinase STY13
Biological process (GO): protein phosphorylation
Molecular function (GO): ATP binding; protein serine/threonine kinase activity
Source: RefSeq, a predicted model, not a curated record